UUCAUUGUCAAAAAAAUACAUGCAAAUCAAACAUGCGCACCAGGAUAAAGGCAGUCGGUGGCUUAGUGACUCUUUUUAUGGUAGUUGCUGCAUGUUAAAUAUUUUUUCUUUUUUUACUGAUCAUCAUGAGACAAUUGAAGCACCACGAACAAAAGCUUUUGAAGAAAGUUGACUUUCUGCAAUGGAAGAAGGAAGACAGUAUUCGAGAAAUGAAGGUCAUCCGUAGAUACUUUCUACAACAAAGAGAAGACUAUCACAAGUACAAUAAAUUAGUAGGAAACAUCAGAGCUUUAGCCAACAAGAUCUCUUUGUUAGAUUCCCGUGAUCCUUUCCGUAGUCAACAAGAAAAUGCCCUCUUGGAAAAAUUAUACAACAUGGGCAUUAUUACAGCCACCACCAAGUUCUCAGAUUGUCGCAAAGUAACUGUUUCUGCCUUUUGUCGUAGACGUUUGCCUAUUGUUAUGUGUCGAUUGAAGAUGGCAGAGACUGUCAAGGAAGCAGUUACAUUUGUAGAACAAGGACAUAUUCGUGUUGGACCACAAACAGUGACAGAUCCUGCAUUUUUAGUAAACCGUACUAUGGAAGAUUAUGUGACUUGGGUUGAUACUUCAAAGAUCAAGAGAAAGAUUAUGAAGUACAAUGACAAGCUCGAUGACUUUGAUCUCUUGUAAGACUGCGCUUCUUUUUCAUUCAUGUAUCAUAUCUAUGUAUUUCUGUGUUGUUGCACAGAUGUUUUAUUUUUCGGUUAUCUAAUAAAAGCCGUUGUUUUGUUUUUUCUUUC
This is a messenger RNA of Gilbertella persicaria, 781 nucleotides long. Its product is annotated as 30S ribosomal protein S4. The coding region runs from base 126 to 671 and encodes 181 amino acids. Gene Ontology annotation, cellular component: Mpp10 complex; small-subunit processome; small ribosomal subunit. Gene Ontology annotation, biological process: translation; rRNA processing. Gene Ontology annotation, molecular function: snoRNA binding; rRNA binding; structural constituent of ribosome. The transcript is spliced from 3 exons. The record is from RefSeq and is a predicted model, not a curated record. NCBI's taxonomy places the organism in Eukaryota, Fungi, Mucoromycota, Mucoromycetes, Mucorales, Choanephoraceae.